AAACUGGCCACUGCCUCAGCACUCCAUCCCAUAACCGGAGCAGCAACUUUGCCAGAACAAUCCGAACCACGUUUUCCUUUCACCGCAAUCGUCGGGCAGACGACGAUGAAGCGGGCGCUUAUACUCAACGCCAUCAACACCCGCAUCGGCGGCGUGUUGAUCCGCGGCAAGAAAGGCACCGCCAAGUCCACUGCCGUCCGCUCCCUGGCAGCGUUACUGCCUGAGGUUUCCGUCCUGCGCGGGUGCCCCUACAGUUGCCUCCCUGAGAACCGCCAGGGCCUGUGCCAGUUUUGCCUGCCUGCCGGGGAAACCGCCCCGGCAGUAACACGUCAGGUACGCAUCGUUGACCUUCCCGUGGGCGCCACCGAGGACCGGCUGGUAGGCUCACUGGAUAUUGAACAGGCCAUCAAGACAGGCAGCCGCAGCUUUGAGCCGGGCCUGAUCGCCUCCACGCACCGUGGCAUCCUCUACGUCGACGAGGUCAAUCUGCUGAAUGACCACCUUGUCGACGUGCUUCUUGACGCCGCCGCCAUGGGCCGGAACUAUGUGGAGAGGGAAGGCAUUUCCGUCAGCCACGCCGCCCAGUUCAUCCUGGUAGGCACCAUGAACCCCGAGGAGGGCGACCUGCGCCCCCAGUUGCUGGACCGCUUCGGCCUCGCCGUAGAGGUGGACAGCGCCUUCACUCCCGAAGAAAGGCGCGAGGUGGUGAAGCGCCGCAUAGCCUAUGAAGACGACCCCUUCGGCUUCAUGGACAAGUGGCAGGACUCGGAGGCCGAGGAACGGGAGCGAAUCCUCCACAGCCAGGAAUUGCUGGGAAAGGUACACGUCUCGGACGAUAUUCUCGAGCUGAUCACCGACAUUUGCGCUGAGUACCAAGUAGACGGCCUCCGCGCCGAUAUUGUGAUGUACAAGACCGCCGGCACCAUCGCGGCCUAUGAGGGCAGGAACCAUGUCCUGGCCGACGAUGUGCGAGAGGCCGCCGAGAUGGCGCUGCUCCACCGCCAGCGGCGACAGCCCUUCCAGCAGCCACACCUGGUCACCGAGCAGCUUGACUCGAUGAUCGACGAUUUCCAGAACCGGCCGCAGAACCGCGAGCCGCAGGACCAAGACCAGAACCAGUCGGAGGAGCAGGACGACGGAGACCCCGACUCACCGGAACCGGAAGAGCAGCCCCCAACGCCUCCUGGCGAUUCCGGUCCCCAGGACCAGUACUACGAGGUGGGAAACCCCUUCUCCGUCCGCUCCCUGCAGGUAAAGCCCCCCGACCACCGUGCCCGGCCCGCCGGAGGCCGCAGGGCGAGAACAAUCAGCGGCUCUCCUUCCGGUCGGUACGUGAGCGCCGCCACGCCCCAGGACAAGGCCUCCGACCUCGCGCUCGACGCCACGCUGCGCACCGCCGCGCCGCAUCAGGUCGAGAGACGGUCGGGGCUGGGCAGCCAGGCCGAUACGGACAAUGCUCCGGCCUUCCUCAUCGAACCUUGGGACGUGCGCGAGAAGGUGCGCGAGACCAAGACAGGCAGCCUCAUCCUGUUCGUUGUGGACGCCAGCGGCUCAAUGGGGGCACAGCGCCGCAUGGUGGCGGUCAAGGGCGCCAUCCUCUCCCUCCUCCUGGACGCCUACCAGCGUCGCGACCGGGUCGGGCUGAUCGCGUUCCGAGGCACCUCCGCCCAGGUACUUCUGCCGCCAACCUCCAGCGUCGACCUGGCGCAUACACUCCUGCAGGAGAUGCCCACGGGAGGCCGCACACCCCUUAGCCGGGGCUUGAUGCUGGCCAUGGAGGUCAUCGAGGCUGAGAAGCAAAAGGACCGUAGCGUCCUGCCUCUUUUGGUGGUGUUGUCCGAUGGCCGGGCCAACGUGGCUAUGGGGAGUGGGGGGCCGUCAUCAGCAUCGGAUCAGGCGGAGGGGGGCAACCUGCCUCUGGCCGAGGCACGGGCGAUGGCCGCAGCCAUCAAGGAGCAGCACAUCUCUGCAGUGGUAAUCGACACAGAGACCGACUUCCUGCGGCUUGGCUUGGCGGAACCCGUGGCUGAGGCAAUGGGCGCCCUCUGCAUCAAGCUGGAGGAGUUGCACUCUGACGCGCUGGCCGACACGGUGCGAAUGCAGAUGCCGAUGUCCGACAAACCAACCCCUGUCACCCGACGAGAUUCAGGGGCUCCUGCAGCAAAUAAGGCUGCCAUAGAGGUCUUUAACUGGUGGCUGCCCCGCCUGGGCUCGAACCAGGGGUUUCAGCUCCAAAGGCUGACGUGCUACCACUACACCACGGGGCAACGGCAGUACCGUAAAUCCAUUGUGAUUGCCGUGGCAAGGGGCGUCAAGUAG
Geodia barretti is the source of this 2319-nucleotide messenger RNA. The record is from the annotation of a GenBank genome assembly. Lineage: Eukaryota; Metazoa; Porifera; Demospongiae; Tetractinellida; Geodiidae.